AUGACUCGAUCGAUCGCCGGACUGGCGCAUGUGGAGACGCCCUUGAUCUACUCGGAGCCGUUCUCCAAGCAUUUGGGGGCAGAGGUCUACUUGAAGUUGGACCUUCUUCAGCCCUCGGGGUCCUUCAAGUUGCGUGGCAUCGGUCAGACGGUGAAGGAGGCGGCGGAGGCGGGGGCCAAGUGCAUCGUGUCCUCCAGCGGUGGCAACGCGGGGCUCGCGGCGGCCUAUGCCGCGCGCAGCUUCGCAUUGCCCUGCACGGUGGUUCUGCCCAGCUCCACGCCGCAGUCGGUGCAGCAGCGCCUGGCCUUCUACGGGGCCGAGGUGUUGGUGCAUGGGGACGUGUGGGAUGAGGCGGACCGCAGAGCGCGCGUGGUGGUGCAAGAGCAGAAGGGCGCAUACGUGCAUCCCUUCGACCAGCCGUCCACCUGGAAAGGUCACGCGACCUUGGUGGAGGAGUUGAAGCGGCAGAUGCCGGCUGAGCCGGACGCCAUCGUCACCUGUGUGGGCGGCGGCGGGCUGCUGAUGGGCAUCCUGCAGGGUGUGGAGGCCGUGGGAUGGCAGUGCCCAGUGAUCGCCUGCGAAACGCUUGGGGCCAGCUGCUUGCACAGCUCUCUGCAGGCGCAAGAGUUGGUCACCCUGCCCGCCAUCACUUCCAUCGCCAAGUCCCUGGGCGCCCUGCGUCCCAGCAAAGCCGUCUUCGAGAAGUGCCGGCAGCUGGGCGCCGACCAGUUCCAGUCCUUGGUCUACAGCGACCAACAGGCGCUAAAGGCGUGCCUCAGCCUGGCGGACGAGCACCGGCUGCUGGUGGAGCCCGCCUGCGGCGCGGCACUCUGCGCGGUGACUCAGCGCGCCGAGGCGCUGCAGGGCGCCACGCGCGUGGUGGUGGAGCUCUGCGGCGGGGCGGUGGUGACCUCAGCUCAGCUCGCGGAGUGGGCGCGGCACCAUUCGUGA
Effrenium voratum is the source of this 951-nucleotide messenger RNA. The record is from the annotation of a GenBank genome assembly. NCBI's taxonomy places the organism in Eukaryota, Dinophyceae, Suessiales, Symbiodiniaceae.